Molecule: messenger RNA, 1011 nt
Organism: Vigna umbellata (rice bean)
Lineage: Eukaryota; Viridiplantae; Streptophyta; Magnoliopsida; Fabales; Fabaceae
Product: early nodulin-like protein 8
Cellular component (GO): plasma membrane
Molecular function (GO): electron transfer activity
Source: RefSeq, a predicted model, not a curated record
ACUCAAGUAAAUUGACCUUCAAAGUCUGGUUCUUUUUGGAUCUCAUUAUCAACUCUCCAUUGGCCAUAUCUCAGUGGUCCUAGAUUAUAACUCCAAAAUCUAAUGUGAGUGUGACUGAGAAGAACCAAGAUGGGUAAUCUUUCAAGUCCCAACAGAAUAUUGGCGUUUCUCUUCCUCACAUUGGUCCAAAUCCAAAGCAAGGUGUUUUGCUACCAAUACAAAGUUGGAGAUCUUGAUGCUUGGGGCAUACCCACCUCAACAAAUCCACAAGUCUACAAAAAAUGGUCCACAUAUCACAAUCUCACAAUUGGAGAUUCCCUCCUGUUUCUAUACCCACCAAGCCAAGAUUCAGUGAUUCAAGUUACUGAAGAAUCCUACAACAGGUGCAACAUCAAAGACCCUAUCUUGUACAUGAACAAUGGAAACUCUUUGUUUAACAUUACAUCGAAGGGCCAAUUCUACUUCACUAGUGGUGUGGCUGGCCAUUGCCAAAAGAAUCAGAAGCUUCAUAUAGCUGUAGGUGAAGGAAUAUCAGAAAAUGUGGAUGCUGCAUCUUCUCCUGCAUCUGCACCCUCUUAUCCCACAGUAUUUGGCAAUAUUCCAGUAGCUGCUUCUACCUCAACCCCAACCUCAACCUCAUCUCAACUCACUUCAACUUUUCAACUUCUCAUCGUUGGAUUUCUGAUAUCUGCACUCUUUUCUACCCUAUGUGAUGCCAAAAUGCCUUUACCUUUACCAUUACAGGCUUAAAUCAACAGGUUUGAGUAUUAGCUACGUAACUAUGUUAAAUAUUUUUAGAGGGAGUUUUGUCAGUAAUCAUAUCAUCGGUGCCUCUAUGUGAAAAGAUGUCAGUGUCAAUGUCAAUGCUCAAUAAUUCAUCAUGUUGAUUUAUUUUUUGAGUUUACCCUUUUCAUAACAAGGGCCUACUUAUACGUUACAGCAUUAUUCUUUCACCACUGUGAUACUUUGUGAUGUUUCAAUCCUUCAUUUAUCAGAGAGGAAUUUGACAAA